Messenger RNA from Lolium rigidum, 2176 nucleotides. RefSeq names its product beta-1,2-xylosyltransferase XYXT1-like. The transcript is spliced from 5 exons. Gene Ontology annotation, molecular function: glycosyltransferase activity. The record is from RefSeq and is a predicted model, not a curated record. The coding region runs from base 339 to 2150 and encodes 603 amino acids. NCBI's taxonomy places the organism in Eukaryota, Viridiplantae, Streptophyta, Magnoliopsida, Poales, Poaceae.
UUCUCUCCCAAGUCUCAAGUCUCAACCCCUGCUGUGCUGAGUUCUUGGCUUCUUGCCGCCUCAGACCCAGAUCCCCUUUUCCCCCGUUGUAAUGAUCCAAUCCACCUAAUCACUCGACCUUCCUUCGAUUCAAAGCCUCUCAAUUAGUCCAUUCCCUCCCCUACAAAGCAUCCACUAGGAAGGCGCGAGCUCCCCGGUGUCGUCCGGUCACUCUUGUUCAUGGAGCAGCUCACCACACCGAGCAGUACAAGAAGAGGACCAGCGUAGGCAAGCUCGAGCGAGAGUGGCUGCCACAGCAAGGCCAGCAAGAGAGGAAAAAAGAACAAUACGGGGCAGCCAUGGGGUCCCCGAAGGCGGCCAGGAGCAAGGCGGGCCAGGGCGGCAUCUGGCGCCGCAGGGUCAGCGCGCCCUUCGUCGUCGUCCUGGUGGCGGCCGUCCUCGUCCUCGUCGCCUUCACCGGCCAGUUCGUGCAGGGCCCCGACGCUUCCUCGCGAUUCACCCCGGUACAUGUGGAGGACAGCAUACCCCGGAGAGUUCCCGCAGAUCAAGGCAAGACGAUUUUUAGAGUUCUGUUCGAUUACUUGUGUCUUGUUCAUCGUGUCCUUGUGGUUGCUGACCGCUUCCGGUAUGCAGGCUUGGAAACGUCGGAUUCGUCAAGGCAAGAAGGGGAGGGGAGUGACCAAAAAGCUGAGACUGACGAAUCUCUGGACGAGGCAAUCAGAGAGCAGGAACAGCCUCCAGAGGAUACCACCACCGAGUAUUCGGGGAAGGAAUCUGGCCCGCAAGUUCAGGAAGAUGAAGAGGGCAUAUUGAAAGAAGCAGGUAAUGCAGAGAUACAUCCUCAGAAAAGUUGUUUGCUUGUGAUUGGGUCAGUGCUUGUAGAUACAUACACUGUUCGGCAGAUACUUACAAAUAUACUGUUCUGGAACUAUUGGUGGUUACCUAUUUUUUGCCAAACAGGUUCAGCACCAUACACCAAGUGCACACCUCCAUCCAGCACGACGGUCUGUGACCUUUCCAACCUGCGCUUCGACAUAUGUGAGCUGUGCGGCGAUGCUCGCACCAUUGGUCAGUCGUCCACUGUCAUGUAUGUCCCGCACACACAAACUUCUGAUGGUGAAGAGUGGAGUAUCCGAGCUCAGUCCCGGAAGAACCUUCCCUGGAUAAAGAAGGUGACCGUCAAAUCUCUGAAUACCUCGCAACCAGCGCCAAGAUGCACCUCCAAGCAUGCCAUGCCAGCCAUUGUAUUUGCCCUUGGUGGGCUCACAGCAAAUGUCUGGCACGACUUCAGUGACGUCCUUGUUCCGCUGUUCCUCACCGCCCGCGAGUUUGACGGGGAUGUUCAGUUCCUCAUCACCAAUAACCAGCCCUGGUUCACCAAGAAGUACUCGACAAUCCUGAGCAACCUCACACGACAUGCCAUCAUCGACUUUGACUCCGACAACCAGGUCAGGUGCUACCCGCAUGUCAUCGUUGGUCUGAGGAGCCACGGAGACCUCGGCAUCUAUCCAAACCGGUCACCGCAGAACUACACGAUGAUGGACUUCCGGCUGUUUGUCCGGCAAGCCUAUGGUUUGGCGGCACCGGAAGUGGGCAUACCCUACAGGGCCGACAGAGACGACCCUGACAAGAAGCCCCGGGUGAUGCUCAUUGACCGGGGCAAAACCCGGAGGUUUGUCAAUGCAGCAUACAUCAUCCAAGGCCUGGAGUGGUUCGGUUUUGAGGUGGUUAUGGUCGACCAGAAUAAGACCGACUCCAGCAGCCUCGACGAGUUUGCCCAGCUCGUCGACUCGUGCGACGCGAUCAUGGGCGCGCACGGUGCGGGCCUGACGAACAUGGUGUUCCUGCGGUCAGGGGGUGUGGUUGUGCACGUCGUGCCACACGGAGUCGAGUUCAUGGCCGACGCGUUCUAUGGCGCGCCGGCACGGGACAUGGGCCUAAGACAUGUGAAGUACAGCAUCAGCCCGGAGGAGAGCACGCUGCUGGAGAAAUACGGGUGGAACCAUACCGUGAUCAAGGAUCCUGAGGCUGUUAGGAGCAGUGGUGGGUUGGAGAAAGUUGGGGAGGUCUACAUGUCCGAGCAGGACAUCGUGCUCAACAUGACCAGGUUUGGGCCUAUUUUGCUGAAGGCGAUAGAUUUCAUCAUGUAGGUGUAUGAGGUUUUUGAGGUUAGAUU